Messenger RNA from Rhodamnia argentea, 1225 nucleotides. Its product is annotated as SEC12-like protein 1. Lineage: Eukaryota; Viridiplantae; Streptophyta; Magnoliopsida; Myrtales; Myrtaceae. The record is from RefSeq and is a predicted model, not a curated record. The transcript is spliced from 10 exons. Gene Ontology annotation, molecular function: protein binding; GTPase activator activity; guanyl-nucleotide exchange factor activity. Gene Ontology annotation, biological process: protein secretion. The coding region runs from base 1 to 1098 and encodes 365 amino acids. Gene Ontology annotation, cellular component: endoplasmic reticulum membrane.
AUGGAGGGAGCCGAGUCGGGUUGGGGCAAGGUGACGUGCGGGUUGUGGAUCCGACGACCCGAGAAGGCGAACUUGGUAGCGUUGGGCAAGCCGGGGAGCAACGACCGCCCUUCUUCGCCAUCGUUGAUACAGAUUCUCUCUUUCGAUCCCAAGACUACUUCUCUUGCCUCUCUCCCUCUGGCAACUCAUGAGCUUGGGGCAAGUGAAGGCCAUCCCUUGACCAUCGCAGCGCACCCAAGCGGCGAUGACAUCGUGUUCUCCACAAGCUCUGCUGGAUGCAAAAUCUUGGAACUGUAUGGUCGAGAAUCGAAUCUGAAGCUGAUAGCCAGAAAGCCACCUCUUCUCCAGGACAUUGGCCCUCAGCAAUGCCUUGCCUUCAGUAGUGAUGGAUCCAGACUCGCAGCCGGUGGAUUGGAUGGUCAUCUCAGGAUCUUCAAGUGGCCGAGCCUCCGUGUCGUGUUGGAUGAACCGGCCGAGCGCAGCUCCUAUCGGGAUCUCGAUUUCAGCCUAGACUCAGAAUUGCUGGCCUCAACCUCCACUGAUGGUUGGGUGAGAAUAUGGAGGGCUGAAGAUGGCGUUCUCUUGGCUACCUUGGCUCGUUGUCCGGACGAAAGAUUUGAGCUCUGUCGAUUCUCUCGGGACGGGGCGAGACCCUUCUUGUUCUGCACGGUUCAGAAAGGUGACAAGGCCUUGACAGGAGUUUGGAACAUAAGCUCAUGGGACAGAAUCGGUCACAAGACAUUGCUUGGGAAGCCGGCCUCAGCUAUGUCCAUCAGUUUCGAUGGAAAAUAUCUCGCGCUGGGAGGCAGAGAUGGUGAUUUCUGCGUGGUCGAGUUGAAGAAGAUGGAGAUAUGCCAUUGGAGUAAGAGGCUGCACUCCGGUACCAACAUCUCGUCGCUGGAAUUUUGUCCGACCGAGAGGGUUAUAUUGAGUACUUCCAGCGAAUGCGGAGCAUCGGCGACGAAGCUAAAUGUACCGGCCGAGUGGAAAGAUUGGCAACUCUAUGGGAUACUUCUAGGAUUGUUUCUGGCAUCAGCGGUCGCACACUACAUAUUCUAUAAGAACUCUGAUUCAUUUUGGGACCUCCCCGAGGAGUGAACGACCAGCUAGGCAGGUGAUUGAAGCCGUCAUGCCCGAUCCGUAGUCGAACGGAUCGAAAAACAGACACGACAUGUUGGAAGACUGCUAAGGAUGUAGCAGCAGCUCGGGUUCAAGACGAGAAUGU